Vitrella brassicaformis is the source of this 2971-nucleotide messenger RNA. NCBI's taxonomy places the organism in Eukaryota, Vitrellaceae. The record is from the annotation of a GenBank genome assembly.
GCAGACGUCUUAUCUCCUCUCCGCCGCACACAGAGAAGAACGCCAAACACCACCGAGUACACCGCAACACCAUGAUUCAUUCACGUAUGUGUAUGUAUGUCUGCAGCAGUCUGUUUGUAGUUCUCUCACAGAUGACCGUGUGUGGUGUGGUGUGGUGUGGUGGUUGUCUGUCUGUCUGUGUGUUGUGGCCGGUUUCCCUCCCUCCGUCCGUCUGCCUACGAGGAACCCUCACUCACCCGAGCGCAUGUAGACGUGCAGCCAUGCAGCCACAGCCAGAGUCAGCUUGGGCGGGCGAGGGGGUCAUCUGUCUUAUCUAUCUGAUUGUAAUGGGCAGGCAAAACCCCUCAUCACGUGUUCGGCCGCUCAGACAGACAAGCGAAACACGACACGCCACGACACGCCGACAGACAGCCCGUCUCCCUCCCUCCGCAUAUCUAUCUGUUGUGUGUUUGUUUGCCCUCUAUCUCUCUAUCAACAGGGCAGCCCGCCUUCCCCGCUCUCUUGCCCCUUCACACCCAACAGCAACACUAUACAACACACAUGGACACAAACACAGACAGCAUUUCAGCCAGCCAGCCAGCCAGACAGCUAGAAAGAUGCAUAUAUAUAUGCAGAGGGACAGGCAACAAGUAUGAGUGAGUGCGUGCCCGGCCCGCCCUCUUAUCACGUGAGGACGACGUGCUCCACCAGCAAAUCAGCAUUGGUGGCGUAGAGGGACCGCCACACCGCACCAAACGCCGACGCCCACCAACUCUUCUUGCCUGAAACACAAAGCACACACACACACACACACGCACACAUCCACACAUCCAUCCAAACAAUGCUUCCACGUCAUUAGCGGCAACCUGACCCAUCCAUCCCUUCAGCCCUCCUCUCCCCUCACCAGGUUUGAUCUCCUCCUCGUUGGCAGCCGCCACCCGGCGAAUUCCCAUCCACAUGCCGCCCUCGGCGUAUCCGUCGACGAAGCGCAGGGGCGAUGGCGGCGCGAGCAGGGGUGGCGGGCUGGGAGGCCGCCGCAGCUCCACCGCCAUCGCGUCCAGCUUCUUCUGGUAAGCGUCGACCUCCCUCUUGCGCUCCGUUUCGCGAAGCUCACGCGCGAAUCGCUCAAGGGCACUGACCAGCACAGCACAUAUCCAAACGUCACUCACGUUUGUGUGUGUGUGAGAGAGUGUCGGUGUGUCUCACCUGGGCGCCCACGUGGGCGACAAGCAUAUCUCGCCCUCACGCACCCCCACGCCCCCCUCCCUGCCCCCCUCUCCCCCACCAGCACCAUCACUGACGUCUUCGUCACACAGGCCGAGCGACUUGGCCGACAGGGCGGGAGGACGCCGCUUCUUGUGCUUCUUCUUGCGAUCCGUCGAAGCCGCCGCGGUGGACGCCGACGAGCUCUCCCCAUCGCCAUUGCCAUUGCCCUCCUUCACUCCGCCACUGCCCGCCAAGCCCUCUGUCUUGUCUGUCAGGAUGCUGGGUGAGAAGUUGAUGGGCUCGCGGACGCGGUCGUAUCCUUCCAGUCGGUCAGCCUCCUCCUCCAGAGAGGCCUUCAGGCGUCCUUGCUUGGACUUGAUGAACCCUCGCAUGGUGUCAGACGCGGCGAGCCCCUGGGAAGGGCUGCAGGGGAUGGGCAACUCGGUGAAGGGCAGCGGGGGGAACCUUGUGUCCUCAUCGAUCGGCGAUGGACCAAACUGAGACGACGACAUGACACACAUCAAUAAGGUAAGGUUGAACAUGAUAGCUAGUGUCAUGGAUACAUUCGUCCAUCCAUUCCCAUCGCUUUCGUACCGUGGCGUGACCCUUGGAUUUGCCCACCAGCAGGCCUCCCUUGGCUGUGGGGGGCUGCAGCAUGGUGUGCGGCUCCUCGAGCGGGUCGGCUUCCUCCAGCAUGGCCUUCAGACUGCCCGGCCUGAAGGCCAUAAAGCCUCGCAUGGGGUCGUGUGCAGACACCUCGUGUGCGGGGCUGCGGGGGAUGGGCGAAUCGUUGAAAGGCGACAAGGGAAAGGCUGGGCUCCGCGCAUCGCCCAGCUCCCGACCGAACGGCUCAAUCUGAGAGCAAGAAGGCACAGACAGAAACACAAGAAGCACAUUGAUCAGGUUGUGGUGCAGUGUGGCUGUCUGCUGUAUCAUUUCCUCACCACAGGAAUCCCAUAGCAGUUAGGUUUCCCCCUCAGCAGUCCGCCAGUGGCUGUCGAGGCCGACGCACUCUCACCGCAGCCUCCCUCCUCCCUCCCACCAAUAUCCGUCAGCCCACGCUCCUCCCCGGCCUCCUGACCCGUCACGCCAACUGCAAAUAAUCCCUUGAGACUGCCCGGUGCGAAGGUGAUGGGUUGGCGCAUCGUGACGGCCUCCUCCGCUGGUCGCCCCUUCUGCUCUUUGAGGCUGCCCGGCCCGAGCGAGAGCGCCUCGCGGAUGGGGUCGAGGGCAGUGGUGUCAAGCGACUGGCGGGGGCUGAACCGAAAUGGCGACUGGGCGCAGGGCGAGGGGUCCUCGUCUGUGGUGCUGGUGGUGAUGCGACGCGUCGCCCGCAGAGAACCGCCGUCCUCCAAAUCUUUGGGCGGCGCCGCCAUCUCGAGCAUGGCCUUGAGGCUGCCCGGUUUGAAGCACAUGGCCUGUCGCAUCAGGUCUGGCUCGGCCGCGCCGCCGUAGCUACGCGGACUGCAGGGAAGAGGUGAUACCACAAAGGGCGACGGCGCACCGUGACCGUCCUCAUCGGCAGCUGGGCAGUCUAGCAGAGAGGCCUGAAAGAGAAGCAGCGUUCGUUAACUUCUCCAUGCAUGCGGGCACAGUGUCGUCCCAUGAGGCUCCCUGUGCCCCGACAGCGGCGGCAUGCAUGCCAUCCCCAGUACUUACCGUGGCGGAAGUGUUGGCUUUCAUCCGUCGUAUGGGAUUGUCAAUUUGUCAAUUGUGUGGAAAAGAGCUUGAUCCAUCAAUCGUUCUGACUUUCUAAAAAGCUCUGGAAACCGGACGCUUUGGGCGG